Molecule: messenger RNA, 5175 nt
Organism: Galleria mellonella (greater wax moth)
Lineage: Eukaryota; Metazoa; Arthropoda; Insecta; Lepidoptera; Pyralidae
Gene: emei
Product: transmembrane protein 161B
Exons: 9
Coding region: 155-1603 (482 amino acids)
Source: RefSeq, a predicted model, not a curated record
AUUGCCUUCUUUUCUAACUUGCCACCUCAAUUUUAUUAUCUCAAAUUAAUAUGAGUGGGAGUUAUGAAUUGAGGUUAGAAAUUGAAGCUUGAAAUAAAAAUAAAUUAUUAUUAGACCAUGAAUAGCCUAUACUCUGAAUGAAAAAGGAAUCAUAAUGGCCCUUCUCGGCGCUCAACUUGUUAUUACACUGAUAAUGGUGUCAGUGAUUCAAAAAUUAGGAGACUACUCGUUUGCAAGGUGGCUAUUAUGUUCACAAGGUUUAUACAGAUACCUGUAUCCAGAUAAUAGUGAAUUGAAAGCUUUGGCAGGAGUGCCAAAAGAUAGGGCAAAGGGAAAGAAAGGGGGUAAGAAUGAUUCUAAUGGGAAGCCAGAGACGUUUCAUGUGCCCCGUAGCCUUGAUAUACAUUUGGAAACGGCGCCGGUGACUCCACUAGAUGUGGUACAUUUAAGAUUUUAUACAGAAUAUUUGUGGAUUGUAGAUUUUUCUUUAUAUACAAGUAUAGUGUAUAUUAUGUCAGAGGUGUACACAUCAAUAUUUCCAUUGAAAGAUGAAUUUAACUUGAGUAUGGUGUGGUGUUUCUUAGUGGUAUUGUUUUCACUAAAAAUUUUAUUAUCACUGACAAAACAGUACUUCACAAGUGAUGAAUCGAUUGGUGAGAGAUCGACAUGCAUUGUGGCAUUUUGCAUUUUUCUACUGAUUGCUAUGAUGGUGUUGAUUGUUGAUGACACUAAUCUGGAAGUCGGGGUGGAUCCUGCAUAUGACAGUUUCUAUGAAAAUGCAUCGAAAUUCUUGGAGAACCAAGGAUUGUCUUCUGUAGGUCCUGCAUCCAAGUUGAUAUUAAAAUUCUUCCUAGCCAUCUGGGCAGCCAUUAUUGGUACACUUUUUACUUUCCCAGGUCUAAGGGUAGCGAGAAUGCAUUGGGAUUCUUUAAGAUACUACGGUGAAAAUAAAAUAAAAGGGCUACUGCUAAAUGCAAACUUUGCAAUGCCGUUUGUGCUGGUAUUGCUCUGGGUGCGUCCAAUCACCAGACACUACCUUACUGUUCGAGUGUUCAGCGGGAUGGAGAAACCUCUCAUGUCAUCAGACGCGUUCGACACGCUGCGACUGGUGCUGGUUGUGGGGACAGUGGUGCUGCGGCUGGCGCUGAUGCCGCGGCAGCUGCAGGCCUACCUCGACAUGGCGCAGCGCCGGCUCGACCUGCAGAAGAAGGAGGCCGGCCGGAUCACGAACAUUGAUUUGCAGAAGAAGAUCGCGUCAGUAUUCUAUUACCUGUGCGUCGUAGCGCUCCAAUACAUAUGUCCAAUUGUGAUGUGUCUAUACCUGGCGCUCAUGUACAAGACUCUCGGAGGCUACUCCUGGUCAGCGCUGUUCUACGAAAGCCAGGAGGUCUGCACCAUGGAAGACAAGGUGUCUCCCACUGCUGGAGAAGCCCACACAGAGGGUGUGGAGCAAUAUCAACUGGCUUGGGAGAAUUUGAAAAUGGUGUUCACCCAGGAGGUGUACCGGGGAACUUUCGGGUUCGCGACGUGGUGGUGCUGCUUCGCGUGGUUCAUCACCACGUCGGUGGGGCUCGGCUACCAGACGUACUUUAGAAUCUCGUGAUGCCAUACCCUAGUCCUGUAUCAAUUAAGCCCCUAUGUUUGUACUUUAUCCAUUUUAUUAUUACGUAUUUGCCAAAAAACUGGAUUUUACCCUCAUAUGAUUUUUGAUGUCUCUUAUAAAAAGUUAUAAGGAGAGGAGGAUAAAAAGAGAUGGGUAGACUAUUUUUUUUGAUGGGUGAAAAUGGUAUGGUAACCCCGCCUGCGCUAACGGGAUACGCUGGCGGAGCACCAGUGAAGGGUGAUAGAUGAGAAUGAAAACAGGCCAGUUAGCCCCCUCCCCUGAUGAUAUUUUUAAUGGGUGAUAAUGGAAUAGUAACCCCGCCCGCGCUAUCGAUAUACACUGGCGGAGCACCAGUGGGGGAUGAUAGGUAACGAUGAAAGCAGGUCAGUUAGUCCAACGACAAUGGUUUCCAGGGGGAACCGCAUGGAGGUCAACCUGAUAGGGUGUAUUGCUAGCAAUGGGUCAGUUAGACCUCAUUACUAGCAAUCCCCCCCCCCCCCCCCCUUCAUGAUUAUUAGGAUAGAGAAAGAUAUAAAAAGAGAUGAAUGAAUUGUGUGAACGAUAUAAACAGAAAGGAAGUGAAGUAUUGACUUUAAAAAGAGAUGAAUAGACAAGAAAAAAAUAUAUAAUUAUCUUGAUUUCAAAUGAUAUGGGUUAACAGCAGGAAAAUGAUGUGUUUUUACUAGAUAUUUAAUAUAAUAAAGUGAUGUUAUAAAGAAAAAAAAAUGUCUAGGAAUUUAAUAAAAAAAAUGUGGAUUUAAAUGUCUAUGGUCUAUCUCUUUUUUUUUUUUAUGUCAUCUAUAUGAUAAUAAAAUGGAUAAUGUAUAUUGCUUCGUAAGAUUUCGAUGUACCUAUAGGUAUUUGGAUAUUUGUGUCAUCUUUAUACAAGUCAAUAGGAAACAAGUAAUACUCCUUUACCCUUAAAUACCUGAAGUUUCAAAUUUGAUAUAAGAUGAAACAAUGCAAACCGCAUUGUUUCAUCUUAUAUAUAAAAUUCUCGUAUCGCGAUGUUUGUUACCAAACUUCUCCGAAACGGCUUUGCCGAUUUUUAUGAAAUUUUGUGUGCAUAAUGGGUAGGUCUGAGAAUCGGCCAUCUAUUUUUCAUACCCCUCAAUGAUAAGGGUGACCCACACUUAAUUUCUUUUUUAUUUUUUGACAUUUUUUUUAUGCUUUAUCAUUGAAAAAUACAUACAACUUCAAAUUUUCGUGAUUUUUAUGUUACGUAAUAGGGUUGCAAGAUGGCAAUCGAAAAUAAUAAUUGUAGUACGAUGAAUUUUCAUGUAUAAUUCUAGAAAUAAUGUAUAUGGUAAAACAACGUUUACCGAGUCAGCUAGUUGUUAAAUAAAUUUGAAUAUUUUGAUUACCAUAAUGCCUAAAGUAUCAAAAAUGAUACUAAAUGUUUUUUCAAAAUAAAUAUAUAAAAAUAUCAUUUUGACCUUUUUUACUAUUUUUCCUUAUUAGUAAACGCAGUAAAUACACUUAUAUAUUUUUUUAUUUGAUUUAAAUAAAUCAGGCUUUUAAGGGUUAAUAAUAUUGUGUAUAUUUCACAAAUGUGGUAGUGAGUCUGUUUGUUACUUUAUAACGUUUUAACGGCUUAACUAAUCACUAUGAAAUGUCUUAUACACAUACUGUAUGGUAUGGAGAAGAAUGUUAUUAUCUCGUUCAAUAAAUAUGUCUCAGUCAUGCGGACGAAGUAGCGAGUAAAAGCUUGUUUUAAAUAAAACGGACGUGACGUAAAAUAUUUUAAAUUUUUUACUUAAACUUGCGCUAUUGACUUGUAAUAAGAGAUUGUAAAGACUUCCCUCCUUGUAGUAUUUCUUUUGUAUGUACGUAUUUUAUAAUUUUGUACAAAUCAAUUCUGUUUAGUUACCCGAUUAUAGGUAUCUAUAAUAGGCACGGAUCCAGCCCUCAGUAGAUUGUGGUCGCAGCCUCCAAAAAUCGGCCAAGUGCGAGUCGCUCAUGAUCGAUUUAUUUAUUUAUUUAUCGAAUAUAUUUAAAUUUAAGGAAUUGUUUGUUCUUCUACCUAUUUAGUAAUUUUAUAUUACAUUUAAUUUACAUAUUGUUACGAUUCACCUUUAUAACUUUUAAAAGAAUUGUUCUGGAAGUAUCAAAACGCAUAGACUAUAAAUGUAAAUCGUUUGAGUUUCUGAUUUUGGAAAGGGCAUUGACCUUGAACCGCGAGUAUACCUACUUACUAUAUCUAUAGAUAGUAUAGAUGCAUUGCUAUACGUUUUUAAGCAUUUUAUAAAUAAUUUAAUUGAGUAUAAAGAUCGACUAACUUUUUAGUACCUACUCAUCCAGAAUCGUCAAGAACUUUCUGGAUUAUAGCUCGCUGGAUAUAUCCAGAAGCAAAAAAGAUAUAUAUAUAUAUAUAUAUAUAUAUAAUUAUUUUUCGCUUAACAUAUAUAAUAAUUGCCAUCGCUUGUAUACCAAAAUUGUCGUUUGAUCGUAUGUUACUCAUCUUUAUACUCGCAGAGCCAGAAUCCAGAAAGUUCUUGUCGAUUCGAUAUGAAUCAUAUAGUAGAUACAUAGAUUCUUCAUUCGAUUUAUCGGUCUUUUUACUGCAAUCGAUUGUUUACUAAAUGCAUAAAAGAAUCGUUGACAAGUAGCUACACAUAUAUGAAUAGCAGAUCUCCAGCAGAUUCAAGGUUGAUGCACUUUCAAGAACCUGACUAUUAUUCUUGACUGUUUUUUUUUAUAAAUAGAGAGAACACUUCUAUUUGGUCUAUGCAUUUUUAAAAGAAGCUUCCAGAGAAAUCCUUUUAGAAGUUAUGAAUGUGCAUCGUAACAAUAUCUAUCAUGACUCAUGAUACACGUGUUAAUUUUACCUGAAUUUUUUUACCUAAAAUUAAGGAAAGAUCUUAAUAACCUGUUUCUAAUUACAUUAGAUGGAUAUACAAAAUUAAAUAUGUUAUAGUUUUGUGGUUAUUUCUACAAAGAAAUUUGAAAAAUAAAAUAAAUAAUUGACUGGCCAAAAAGUAGCUUUAGUUAAAGAACACGUUUAAUUAUUUUAAUGCCUGUUUGUUGUUUUUGGUUAUAAGUAAUUGUAAAAAUCAUCGUUUCAUUUUUAAUGGAUGAUAAUAGAAUGGUAACCCCAUCUGUACCAUUGUUUAUAUCCUAGCAGAGCGUCAGUAUGUUAGGUGAGGAUGUAAGUAGGUUUUUAGCCCAUUGUGAUGUAUUCAUCAAGAAUUAUUACAUACAAUGAUUUGUAUGCUUGUACAUUCAAAUUUUAUGAUAAGACAACUCACGCUGCCGGUCGUGUAUGGCCAUAAUUGUCUGAUAUCAUAUGAACUGUUGUAUUUAUUAUGGAUUGUUUACAAUAAAAAUAUAUUUAAAAAGCUUUUAUUAUUUCUGUAUCCUAAAAGAUAGGAAGUACCUAUAUGCAAGUACCUAGUAUAAAUUUUCAAUUAAAGUGUGCUGUUAUAAUUUAGUACCAUGGAGUCCUGGAGAAAGCGUAGCGGUUUUUUGUAUUAAUUGCCGCAUGCAUUCUUAUGUAAAAUGUGAAUACUAUAACUAUCAGAUGGCAAUUGUGAGUAGCUUUGACGUGGUCUAGUGUUUUGAGUAGUCAUGCU